This is a messenger RNA of Zea mays, 1117 nucleotides long. RefSeq lists its product as uncharacterized. The record is from RefSeq and is a predicted model, not a curated record. The transcript has 4 exons. Gene Ontology annotation, molecular function: protein binding. Lineage: Eukaryota; Viridiplantae; Streptophyta; Magnoliopsida; Poales; Poaceae. Bases 265 to 642 code for a protein of 125 amino acids.
GUGGCAUUUCCCUUUCUUCACUGGUUCCCCCGGCAUACUCUCACUCACUCUCUCCCUCUGUCCCUCCUCGUCGUUCUCCCGUGUCCGCCGUGCACUGUCUGUCUCUGGUGGCGGCGACUGGGCGGCCUCCGCCGCUGCCCUACGCCAGGAUCCCAGGCUGCAUCUUCCGUACGCCAGCCUCAUGGCAGAGCCGUUUCUUGAUCUGAGCAGGGGCGAACUGUUUGCAGGAGGAGGGCCUCGCCGCAGGUUGGGUGGGAGGCGGAGAUGAGCCGGGGGCGGUCGCCGGAGCCGCUGGAUUUCUUCAUCUGGACUGUGCAGGAUGUAGGGUUAUGGUUGGAGGAAAUAAAUCUUGGAAGCUACCGCCAGGCUUUUGAAGAAAAUGGUGUCAAUGGAGAGUAUCUAGAAAGCCUGUCGGUGUUCACCACUGAGCAGAUUCUUCGCUUUAUAAGACGAUGCCAUAUGAAAUGGGGAGAUUUUAUCACCCUCUGUAAAGAGUUGAGACGCAUCAAAGUUGCCUGCCUGAAAGGGGAGCAGGAGGUCCGCAGGCCGUGGUGGGCGCCGUCAUGCCUGUCGGUCGUGUUCACGCGGGUGGCCAGGCACAACCGGCAGUCCCGGGUCGUUUCCUUGAAGCUGGAAGCUUAGCAAGUUAGCAGGCUCGCCCUCAGCCAGUGGAACUGGCAGAGUCCCGCGUCGUCUCCAGAUGCUGGAAGCUUAGUAGCAGGCUCGCCGUCAGCCACCUUGCAGUAGCAGGCUCGCCGUCAGCCACCUUGCCUCGCGCCUUGGCGCGCUGCCGCCAUCCCCGUCGUUCCAGUGUCGUAGGGCACACGAGCUAGGGCGCCUCUCUCUGUGUACCAUAUAGCAAGCAGCAAUGGGUCUCAGUGUUCUUGAAAGGUGCUCUCGCGUUACAGUCGUCGUGUGUUGGCAUGCGUGUGUUUUCGUUGAUUUGUUUAUUUUCUUCACGUAUAGCUAGGGGUUGUGGGUUUGAGUUCGAGAUGGUAAGAUGUUGUAAUGUAGACGAUGAAUAUACGUAUGCUUUGCGUGUUGUGCAGAUGGCUGCUGUUUAAAAUGGCCCCCUUUUUGCUUAGCUACGAGAGAAAAGAGAUGGCAUUGCUGGGAA